This is a messenger RNA of Haliotis rubra (blacklip abalone), 8419 nucleotides long. RefSeq names its product centrosomal protein of 290 kDa-like. The record is from RefSeq and is a predicted model, not a curated record. Lineage: Eukaryota; Metazoa; Mollusca; Gastropoda; Lepetellida; Haliotidae.
CGCGCACCUAAUUGUACUGUGGCAGAAAUAUGGCGGACAUUCCAAAGUUGGUUAUUAUGUGAUUCGUAAUAUACCGUCUGAAUAAGCAUCAACAAUCAUCAUGCCUCCCUUAUCGUGGGAUCGCAUCAUGGCGGCAGAUGCCUCCAAGCUGUCAGAAGAUGAUGCUGAUGCCUUCUACGAGAUGUUAAGUGAGGGGGAUGCUGGUGGGGAGACGGAUGGGGGGAAGCUGCAGCAGCUGUUCAAGGUGACGAAGGCGGUGAUGGUUAACCGCAACCAGCAGUGUGAGGAGAUGAUCGAGGAGAUGGAGAAGGACACGAAAUCUGCCAAGAAGAAAGAGCAAGAGCUGGCCAACGAACAGGACAAAUUGAAGAAGGAGAUCAAUGACUUGAAGAAAUUUGGUGGGGAUGGUGGCGGCGGUGGAGGGACGACCCGUGACACACGGUACCUACGUGAUGAGAUCCGUGAGCUGGAGGAACACAACCAGCAGAUGAAGGAGGAGCUCAAGGAUCUCCAGAGAGAUCUCACCAAUGAAAAACGUGCAGCAGAGAAGUAUAGUGAACGGAUCAGCGAGGUGGAGAAGGAACUCAAGGAACUGCGAGAUGAGAAUGACCAGAUGCGGCAGGACAUCAGCGACUACAAGAUGCAGAUGCAGUCCCAGAGAGAGAACCUGGUGUCUCGGCGCGUGGACGACCUGGAGUUCCGAGAGAAGCUCCAGAGAAAGAACCACGAACUGGCUGAGGCAAUGGAGGAGCUCCAGAAUCUGACAGAUGCCAAUGACGCCCUGGAGAAGCGAUGCGGGGACCUUCAGCACCAGAUGGAGGAUGCCAUCACACAGAUGGACAGGACCACGGAGGACUACCUCAAACUCAAGGCUGUCCUGCAGGAGACGGACAAUGUCACAGAUAAACUCCGACAGGAGAACGAGAUUCUGAAAGCUCAGGUGUCUGAUCUCACCGAGCAGGUACAGUCACGAGGAGAGUCGGAUGAUGCCAUCAUGGUUGCCGUCAACAACAAGAUCGAGGAAUGGAAGAUCCUGAUGGGGGAGAAGGAUCAACAGAUUGGGGAGCUGCAGGACCAGGUGUUUAAACUGCGAGAUCAGCUGAUUGCUGCCAACAUGGACACUGACAAGGCUUCAGUGGCAGCUCUUGGACAGGUUCUGAAAGAGAAAGACAAGCAGAUUGAGGAACUGACAGAGAAAGUGAACCAGUACAUCUAUGAGAUGGAUAAGAACACCGCCAUUAUUGACGACCUGCGUGAGGAGCUGCAUAGAGCUGGGAGUGGUCCAGGAGAUCGGAUGCAGACCAAGGUCCGAGAGCUCCAGAGCACACUCAAGAGUCAGAAGGAGCAGCAGAGAGAUGUUGAGAGGGAAGCCAAGAAGGCAGAAGAAGAUGCUCGUAACAAAGACAAGGAACUGAAUGAGGCUCUGGAAAGAAUGAAGGAGUACGAGGCGGGAUAUGGAUUAGUGGAGGCUGUUGCAGAGAUCAAGGAAUUCAAGAACCAGGUCAAGGUUAGAGACAGACAAAUUGAGGAGUUGACUCAGCACAUCAACAAAGCUGAAAUGAAGAUUAAUGACAUGUUGGACGAGAAUGAGGAGCUUCGUUAUCGACUGAAGCUGGAUCCAAAGGAGCCACUGGAUCUCACUGAGUUUCGCAAGAACAAGGCCAUCAGGCAGGAGGAAGCCAAGGCCCUUAACUUCCAGCUCCAGAAUGAGAUCGAAGUUCUGGAAGAAGAGAGACGAGUCCUAAAGAACAGACUGAGGAAGAUGGCUCAGCAAACAGGACAAAGAGCUGUGGCACUAGGUCUGACAGCUGAGGACAUGUUGGCAGUUCAGGACUAUCAGGAGGAGCUGAAGGUCCGCAAGACACAAGGUCAAGCAGUUUCUACAGCAGCAGCCAUCUUGAAAGAGGUGGAAAGAAAGGAAAGCUAUAUAAGGGAUGAGGAGCUGGGCAAGGAGUACAAGCAGAAUGUGCGUGAGAUAAACAACAUGGAGGAUGAAGUAGCUCGACUCCGUGCACAGAACAAAGAGAUGGCUCAGCACAACAGGGUUCAGGAGGAGGCUCUCAAGGAGCUGAUGGAGGCCGUCAGGCAGCAGCCUCCAGGUUCGGCUCGUGAUGGGGUACAGCCUCAGCUUGGACAGUUCCCCAGUAUAGACAGGAUGCUGGCAGCUAUCGAGGCUAAGAAGGUGAUUGGCUCCUAUGACACCUCGCUGUUCCUCAAAGAACAAGUGGAUGUGUUGCGAGGGCGUAACGACGAGCUCCGCAAUGAACUCCGAGAAGCACGCGUGGAAGGGAACAAGAACCGGAUGGAGCGAGACAAGGCAUUUUACAAGAUAGAACAGAUGGAGAAGGACCAUCAGGCCUUCCAGGAGUCCGGCAUCGCUCCUGGGGCGUUCAAGGCCCUCCCACUCCCUGAAGGCAUGGCUGUGACCAGCACUGAGAUCAUCGCUAAUCUCAACGAACAUCUUGUGGUGGUGCUGCAGGAGAUGUCGCUGAAGGAGGAGAGCAUGAAAAAGAUGGAUAUCUCGCUGGAGAACUACAAGCGCAAGUUUGCCGUGAUGAGACACCAGCAGGGACUUGUGUACCAGGAAUUCCUGGCAUCAAAGAAGGAGUGGGAGGCAGAAUGUGACAAGCUGAAAGAUCAGCUGAAGAAAGUCCAUGGAGAUAGAGAGGAAGAUUCUGUCCGCAUCCAGGAAUUUGAUAGGCUGAUAGACACACUUGGCAAGGAUGACGUAGAGGUGAGGCGCCGUCUGGCUGACAUGACCAGGAAGAUCACAACGCUCCGUGUCAAUGAAAAGGCACUGACAAGGCGCUACCAGAUCAUGGAGGAGAUUGACACCAGGCUUAGAAAGGAAUUGCAUCAACAGAGGAAUGAAAUCACACAGAUACAAUCUGCCAUCUCUGAGAGGAUGGGCUACCUCUCCAGAUUCAAGGACAUGUCAACCUUCAAGAUCAACCAGCUGCAGAAGACUCUGGAAGACUCAGUGCCACAGAGUGACAUGGAUAAGAUGAACCGGCGCUACCAUGAACUGACGGAGAAGUACCGCGACCUCCUUGAGAAAGGCAAUAACCUGGUGUCUAAAGCUGAGGCCCUCACUGGACUUGAGGCAGAAGUGAAGCGAUUAACCAAUGACAGUGAGGAGUUAAAGACAACACUGAGUCUGGAGAAAGAGAAACUACAUGCCUUAGAGGCAGCCAUGGAAGAACUACACAGAAGAGGUGUGACAGAGGGUGUGGAUGUGAAGGUGACAGAUGGUGACAUCAUCUCCAUCUCCAAGAAGAUCACGAUGCUGGAGAUGAAGGAGCUGAACGAGAGGCAGCGGGCGGAGCAUGCAGUUCGGAUGUACGAGCAGCAGCGAGACAUCCUUCGGGAACUAGAGACUCGCAACAAGGACCUGGAAGAAAAGUUCUCUGAGGUUACUAAGCUGAACCUUGAGAUGCAGAAAACCGAGAGAGAUCUGCGAGAUGAACUUUCAGAUUCCGUGACAAAGUCUGUGAGUGAUGCAGACAGGAAGAAGAUAUCCCAACUGGAGGAGGGCGAGCUGACUCUCAAGCAUGAGAUUUCCAAACUGAAGGAAGUGGCAGAGGUUGCGACAUCCCAGCUGAAGAUCUACGAGACACAACAGGUGUCACAUGACAAGGAACUUCAGUCGCUACGGCAACAGCUCCUUGACUUCCAGAUGCAGAGUGAUGAGAAGACCAUCAUAGGUAAGCUGCACCGCACCAUCGUGCAGCUGCAGGUGAGUGAGGGCACAGCAGGGAGGAAGUGGGGGGAGGCCAGGAAGAAAGUAACGAAGCUGGAGGCCCAGGUGUUGCGAGGAGAACACAGGCUGGAGGCCCAGAACCAGACUAUACAACACAACCGGGCAGAGGCACAAAACAAGGCCAGGUACCUCAAGAAGGAGUCUCAACGAACUGUUGUAACUUAACAGUUUGCAGGAGCUGUGAGCGGGCUGUCCAAACAGGAGAAGUUCUCAAAGAAUAUGAUGCAGUUGAGGCAGGAGUUUGCUCUCCCUACGAAGCUGGAAGAAGAGCUCCGAGAUGGGCGUCAAGUCCGGGACCAUCGCGAGGGUAUGCGGGACAAGGUGGCGGAGCUGGAACUGCAGAAGGAGAGCCUACAGGAGCUGAUCUCCACUCUGAAGGACGGGCGUGGAGCUGCUAAGGUGGUGGAGUGGCACUCCAAGAUUGAGACAGUUCGUCUUGAGGAGCUGAAACAGAAGAGACUCAACACUAAACUGCAUAAACAGAUCAAGUACCUGGAAGGAAUCAUCCAAUCCCAUGAACUGACAAUAGCCGACUUCGAGGCUGACAACGUCAGAGUCAUCAAGGACUACGAGGAGAGACAGUUGAGAUGGGACAGAGAGGUGGAGCUGGAGAGGACCGUCAUCAGUCUGGAGAGACAAGUGGAGGAGAUAGUUGGGGCUGCAUCCAGGUUUGAGCAGGCAGUGGGCAGCCUUCCUGAUUCCAAUCUACCUGUGGCCAGUCAGCUGGAUCAGGCCAUCUCCACAAUCAAGGGCAACGUCAAGACCAUCCUGGACACCAAGGCUGAGUCCAAGACACUGAGACAGAGGAAUAGUGACCUGGAGAAGCAGCUGCGUGAUGCGGAGCGAGCCAUCAUUGAGCGGGAGAAACUGAUCUCAGAGCUAAGACUUAGGAUGCCAGCUACUGCCGACCGGGAUGAGAUAAUCCUCAGAGCCACGUCAAAGGUCACAACGGCCAUGAAGAAAAAACCAGAGGAUCAUGACUUUGAGAGUCAACAGGCGCUGAAGAUUGCCCAGUCCACCAUGUCCAGUUUGCAGGCCCGCAUCCAGCAGAAGGAGGAGACGAUACACAAGUACCAGGAGCUGCUGAACCAGGCCCGGGAGGACAUGCAGGACAUGAACCGACGCCACGAGCAGGAGCUGAAGGCCAUGCAGCAGAAGAUACACCUCAACACUGACGCCACCUUCCUCAAGUUCAAGGAGGCAGCUCAGCAGCUCAUGAGCAGACAGACCACAGCCAAGGGACCGACCAGCAAACAGCUGGCCCGCCUGACGGAGCUGGAGGACAUGGUUGCCGAGCAGGAGAACUCCAUCGCAGCUCUCAGUGAGAAGAUGCACUUCAAGGAGGAGGAGAUCAUCACACUGCGAGCCAAACUGCAGCAGACGGACAGAAUGCACAGCACAGACAAAGAGAGGUACACACCACAACCAUGAGAGAUCAAAGCUGAGCUGGCCAAGAGGGACUCGAGGAUCGAUGACUACCGCCGCCAGCUCUGGGAACAGAAGAAGAUGGACAUCCUGAAUGAUGAGAUUGCAGCACUGAAGGACUCCAUCAAGGCUCCAACACAGACCAUGAAGAACCUGGUAGAGAGGCUGAAGAACCAGCUGGCUCUCAAGGAGAAACAGCAUCAGUCGCUCAGCAAGGCCCUGACAGAUUUGAGAGCAGACAUGGUGACCCAGGCACAGGAUAAUGUCCGAGCACAUGCUGAAGAUGCCAGUCAGGAGAAGAACAUACAGAGACUUAUAGACCAGCACACCAAACAGAUGGGGGAGCAGAUCGAGGACCUCCAGCUGCAGAUGGAGAGACAGAAGAAGGAGAUCAAGAAGAGGAAGGAGAACGAGCACACGCUGCACACAGACCUGGAGGACGUGCGGAAGAGUUCUGUGAGUAAAGAACGGAGCUGCAACAAAUACAAGCGGGAGAAGGAUAGGCUGGAACAUGAGGUGGAUGAGCUGGAGAAGAAGGUGGAGAGGAUGAACACCAUGAGAACACAGAGAGCUGGAGAGUUUGAGAAGCAACAAGAACUGGAUGAACAUCGUCGCCGAGUACGUCUGCUAGAGGAUGAAUUGAAGAAGCGCCAGACAGCUGAAAAGCCAUAUGAACAAAAAGAAGAUCGUGCCAAGACAGAGGAAGUUUCUCGGUGGGAGGAGAGCAAGAAGUGGCAGAGGACAGUGGAGAAGAUGAAAGUGAAGAUUAGGGAGAAGGAUGCAGAGCUCGACAAGAUAAAGAAGGCCAAUGACCUGUCAAAGGUGGCGCUAGAAAGAGCUAACCGCGAGAAAGAGAGCAUAGAGGCCAGGUCCCGUGCCAUUGCCCGCACCACCGUGUCACAUGUGAGUGCAGCGCCCCCUGGAAAGGCCGGACAUGACUCAGAGGAGUUGAAGAACAAAAACUACAUGCUGCAGGAGGAGGUGGCCAACCUCCGGCGCCAGCUGGUGAUGGACCGGGACACAUCCUACAAGGAGACUCAGCUCCGCAACCAGCAGCUCAGUGAGCAGGUGGAUCAGCUGGAGAGAGCCCUGGCUCAUUGUUCCACAAGUGGCGGAGUGACAACCAUCGAGUACCAAAAGUUGUUUGAGAAGAACCAGGACCUCCAGCGCCAGGUCCUGAAGCUGUCGGAGGAGAAUAUCGAACUCCGCUUCGAAGCAGAACAGGCUCGGAAAGACCUGCCCAGGAUGAAGGAUCGUAUCAAGGACCUGCAGCGAUAUGCAGAUGCCCUGAAGAUGGAGAAUGCCCAGCUGAGUGGCGACACCGCCAGAUCCCUUGGGUCCUCCAACACCAGCAUCAGGAGGAUUGGUGAGAGUGGCAAGAGUAACCGGGAACUUGAGAAGACGAUUGCUCUGCUGAAGAGAGUAGUUGAGAGACUACAGAUGGAGAACGAGCAGCUGAAGAGGGCUCCAGGCUACAGCGCCACAGACCAGGCGGCCAUGUUUAAACUGGAGAAUGAGGCACUCAAGAAACAACUGGAUGAGCUGCGUGAGACAAUGGGAGCCACGCUGAGCGACCGCUACACCACCCAGCAGAAGGGCACUGCCAGGCUGAUGAAUGACUAUGAGAAGAUGAGGAAGGAGCUGAUGAAGGAGAAGGAGACAUCAGAGAAGCUGCGUGUACAGCUGCGGUCGACAGAGUUACAGUCUGACCACCACCACAAGGAGCUGACCGACACUCGAACCAAGCUGGAGAUCGAGGAGGCCAAACGCCCCAAUGCCAUGUCCAGCGACACCAAGGGCUGGAAGUCAGCCGUUGUCACUCGCAUGUAUGAGGAGAAGAUCAAGGGUCUGGAGCAGGACCUGGAGAAGAAGAACAAGAUAGUGUCAGACACAAAGAAGCUGUUGAAGGAUGCAGCUGAACGGGAACAGGAGCUGAUCAGGCACCAGGACGAGCUGCAGAAAAAGAUCAUGGUUCUGGAGAGGUUUCCGGCCGGCAGCCAGGCUCACACCAGUGAUGCCAACCUGAUGAGGGAGUACCAGCAGGCCAGGUUGACCAUUGAGCAGCUGGAAGAGCAGAAACAGGAGCUUCUGAGUGAGUUGCGACGUAGACGACCUGCAGGUGGCAGCUCCACACAGCUUGAUGACGACAUCCUGACAAAGGCUGGUAACUAUGACCGUGUUCUGAGAGAGAAUGUGGAGGUGACAAUGGAUCUCAAAGGAGUCAGGCUGGAGCGGGAUAAGUUGCGACUGGAAGUCGAUAAGUUGAAGAAAGAACUUGAAAGCUUUGGUCCUGAAUUCUUCGAAGAGGUUGAAGAUCUUAAGUACAAUUAUAAACAAGCCGUCCAGAAAAAUGUGCUAUAUGAAGAGAAGUUGCAACAAAUAUCUACACAAUUUGGAAUCUCUGUCAAAGUGCCUGGCAUAUAGACUAGUGAUCUGCCACUUUCGUCAUAACUACAUACCUCAGUAUAAUACAAGCUUGAAGAAGUACCAUCACAGUGUCUCCUACUAGUGAUUAGCAACCUCCACAUUAGUCAACACUGCCAACAGGUGCCCCUUUCCAUUAGCUGUGUCAUAGAUUGAGAGAACCUUUGACAACAUAUAGCCAUCUCACAUCUGUAUGGUUAUCAACAAGGAGAGCUGUAACUUAGUCAUUUCAUUCUGAAAGAGACGUCCAUACAUACUUAAAUAAAAUGCAAGCUGUAUUUACAUAUAACUGAAAAAGAUCAAGUGCUACAUGUGUGAAAGAGAGCAGAAAUCAGACCAGUUUUCACUGUUGUUAGAGAGAAAAGUCAAUAUUUUUUACCAUUACUGAAGUGAAUGAAGGCUGCAGGAAAAAUGUCUGUGCCUUAAGCUUGUCCAGUGAAAAUGCACAAACAAGUCUGUGCAUUAACAUGUCCAGUUGUAUACACCGUAACAUUAGUGUAUUUUGUAUAUGGUGAGCAUCCAGACUGGCUCCAUACCCAGCUGAGGGUGUGAUGUGCCUGACCAAUUUCAAGAUGUUAAAAAUUACCCUGUUAUAUACAGUGACAGUAGUGUAUUGUCUGUGUUGUGAUCAUCUCGAUUGGCCAAGCAUAUAUAUAUAUAUAUAUAUGUGUCUCUAUCCAGUUUCAUUCAACUACCUGUGAUAUUGUGAAUGUUGCGUUAAGAUGUCAUAUUGCCGUCCUCUUGUACUGUAGAAAACAUUUACAUAUUUAUUCGUCAAGCUAAUUUUGUAUUAAAUAUUUAUGAAUUGUG